Drosophila innubila is the source of this 1230-nucleotide messenger RNA. Its product is annotated as WD repeat-containing protein 91. The record is from RefSeq and is a predicted model, not a curated record. Bases 120 to 1073 code for a protein of 317 amino acids. Gene Ontology annotation, cellular component: extrinsic component of endosome membrane; early endosome membrane; late endosome membrane. NCBI's taxonomy places the organism in Eukaryota, Metazoa, Arthropoda, Insecta, Diptera, Drosophilidae. The transcript is spliced from 3 exons. Gene Ontology annotation, biological process: early endosome to late endosome transport. Gene Ontology annotation, molecular function: phosphatidylinositol 3-kinase regulator activity.
UUUACCAUACGACAAAUUUGUGAAGCGUUUUGUGGAUUAACUUGUAAAAAACAGUAAAAAAGCUAUUUUCAUUGAAUAUAAAAAGUUACUGAGCUCAACUGCGAUACUGUGUGCAUAAAAUGGCACAGGUUGCUUUUUUAGAUAGCAUGCUGCGUGAGUAUCUCGUGUUCCGGGGAUAUUCAAACACUUUGAAGGCGCUGGAUGUGGAACAACGCAAUGAAAAGGAUCAACAUUUUCGGGCGGAACGCUUAAUAGACCAUUUCAAUAUGGCAAUACAAGCGUCUGAUUUACAUGCGGUGCGUAGUCUUUGGUUGCAUCUGGACAACAACCUGUUCAGCAAGCUGGAUCACACAUAUGCUGCGGCUGUGAAAAAACUGGAGAACAGUCUGCUCAAAUACUAUUUGGUGACGGCUUACAGCAACAAUAGAUCGGACAAGAUAUCGGAGUUCUUCAACAAAUUGGCUGUUGAGCUGCAGCAGCAAAGCGAGUGGAAGGAUUGGUUCUUCUUUUCUUUCUGCCGCAACGCAGAGGAGUCUCCCACAUUUGCGCUGUACUUUACCAAACAGUGGCAGGAUACUUUGCUGUUAUCGCUACGCAACUUUCUUACCACCGUUUAUCAAUGUCUGCCACAGCCGAGCUUUGUGCGCGCCGAGCAGGAGGCGGCACACAUGCAGCGGCUGCAGGACGACAAUACCCGACUGCGGGCACGUCUCCUGCAGCUUCAGCAGGAGCAACUGCAGCAGCAACAGCAGCAGGCAAGCUCUUCUAGCUCCCAGAAUCUAAGCAACGCUGAGAGCAGCACACGUCGUCGCAGCUCCUACCGACAGCAGCAGAGUUUGAGCGACAUCCUGCCCUUUGACAUCAGUCCACCAGGUCACAUAGUUGAUGACUUCUGUAUUAUUGCCUCCGAGGCGAACAGUGUGGCCCAGGCCAGCGAUGCCCAAGCACGAGGACUUAAACUACUCAUACGCAACAUUGGCUCUGGCAGUUCCCCUGUCCUGCCCCGCAAGGAUAAUGGCGACAAGUCCUCGAGCAAACGCAGAUCCGGCAGCGUAGGACGUAGUUGGAUAUAGUUAAAUAGUUAAAUUAGAUCAAAAGUAGUAGUUUGCUUUUAUUUGUAAUAUUUUUAUUUAUUUGCGCUUCCUCUUAAUCCAAUAUUGACGUACAAAAUAAAGAGCAAAUGCGUGUAAGGUAGUAUUUAAUUGCAAUAAAUAACGUAAAAUUACAAAA